AUGUUUUGUGAGUAUUGCAAACGAACUGGAAAUGUCAAAGAUAGAUGCUACAAACUUCAUGGCUAUCCAACCAACACAAGAAAUCCAAGAGGAAGAGGAAGAGGAUCUGCAGCAAAUGUACAUACCUCUGAGGGUGAUAGUUACAAGUGUGAAGAGAAUUUUGAGCAGGGAAAACAAAUGCCAGUGAAUCUGUCAAAGAGUCAAUAUGAGCAAUUGCUCAAUUUACUUGGAAAUGAGUCUGAAUAUUCAAACAAUGUGUCAAGUGGAGCUGCAAGUCUAGCAGGGCCCUUCUCUGAAGAGCCCUCUGGCACUUGGUAAAGCAAGGAGUGGUUUGUAUCUUUUUUGUUCAAAGUGUCACAUUCCAUCUGUAGAUGAUGAUACUGGUUCCCAACAGAAGUUUCAAUCUGGUUCCUCUAUGAACUACUGUAAAGCACCAUCACUACCUAAUACAAAACAUUCUCAUACAAUCAAUAAAAAGGUCUGUUCCACUGAUAAGAUUUCUAACUCAGCUGCUCAUUUUUCUUUCAAUCAAGACAAUGAAUUCUUAUGGCAUGCUAGGCUAGGACAUGUACCAUUUGUGAAAAUGAAGAGCAUAUCUACCAUUCCUCUAAAGUUUUCUAACAAACAACCUUUCACUUGUACAAUUUGUCCAAUGGCUAG
Messenger RNA from Solanum pennellii, 660 nucleotides. RefSeq lists its product as uncharacterized. The transcript has 2 exons. The record is from RefSeq and is a predicted model, not a curated record. The coding region runs from base 1 to 318 and encodes 105 amino acids. NCBI's taxonomy places the organism in Eukaryota, Viridiplantae, Streptophyta, Magnoliopsida, Solanales, Solanaceae.